Molecule: messenger RNA, 1459 nt
Organism: Cuscuta campestris
Lineage: Eukaryota; Viridiplantae; Streptophyta; Magnoliopsida; Solanales; Convolvulaceae
Source: the annotation of a GenBank genome assembly
CAUAAAAAAAGACUACACAGGUUUGAUUUCUGAUGUGCUCUCGCAUUCAGUUUGCACUCCAGGCUUUCUCAAGUAGAUGUAGUGGAAUAUUUGCAGAGCAUUUAAAGUUAUAUAUUCAACUGACUAACAGGGAGCAGUUUGAUUCUCUGAAGAAGUUGGAAUGGCCAGUUCUCACUUGUAAGAGUGUUCCGUGGACCUCCCAUAAACCUCGUUGCUGUUUGCAUGGCUGGUCAUCGCUUGAUUCAACACGCAGCUCAACAUUGUCAUUGCCCGUUGCAGAUGCAGAAAAGGUAAUCGAGCAUGAUGAUGUGACAUCUGAUACUUCAAAGGAAAAGAUUGAAAACUCCAGAGAGGAUGGGGAACUUCCCUCUUUAACUUUAGCGACUGCUGGAGUAAAUGAUCUUAGUCUCACACCAACAGAAGGGAAGGCCAUUGAUGAUAAUUCCAUAAAGCUUGCUUUCAUCUCAAAGCGUGUCAUAUCCCCUCUUAACAUGGGGAAGUCUCCAAGCUUUAAGAAACAUGAGGAGGACGUAGACCUUAUUUUGUUGGAAUCAGAUAAUGAACUGGAUGAUCCAGCUCAAGCUGUGCAGGACGCUAACGACAUGCCUGGAAGUGCAUUGGCUCAUGUGGAUGACAAGUCAUGGGCUGACUGCAAGACCGUGGACUAUAUUCUUCUCUUAACCAGAAAUGUUCAUGAUGAGGAAAAGAUCAUGAGAUUAGAAGCUCAGGUUAAAAUAAGCAUGGAGUAUCCUCUUAGGCCACCGUUUAUAAGACUGAAACUUUACGCAUCAGUUCAAGAUGAGAGCUUUUAUGAGGUAGACUGCUCAGAGUGGUAUAAUGAACUCCGUGCCAUGGAGGCAGAGGUAAAUGUUCACAUAAUGAAAGUAAUGCCAACAGACGAUGAAAACAAAUUCUUGGCCCAUCAAGUCCGUUGUCUCGCUAUGCUGUUUGACUUUUGCUUGGAUGACCGAGAAAUGAAUUCCGAGAAAAGAACGGGUACGUCCGUGAUUGAUGUCGGUCUGUGCAAACCCGUCGGCGGUGAACUUGUCUCUAGAUCUUUCCGAGGUAGGGACCGCAGAAAAAUGAUCUCUUGGAAGGACACUGUCUGCACUCCUGGAUAUCCUUAUUAGUGAGUGUUCUGGCUUUUAACAUACUUGAAACAGGCAUUAUCCUGUGAGUUUCAUGUCAAGUUUUGUCACAUUCCAUUGAAUUGAAAUUUGAUUAUUAAUUUAUUACUAUGAGGCUAAUUCUUUUGAUACGGGCUACAAGUGUCAUAUGACACUGGUCUAUUUGGAAGUUCAACAGUGCUUCGUUGACCCUAAAGUAGUUCAUUCUCUUCUAAUCUCUCUUGUAAACCUCCCACCCCUGCUUGCCUUGUUCCCUAUUCCCUAACCUGCCCUAACUUGGGUCACAAAAUUUGAUAAUGGAUUGUCACCCAAAUUUGGGGCUAGAUUGGGGG